Ectocarpus sp. CCAP 1310/34 is the source of this 9062-nucleotide messenger RNA. Lineage: Eukaryota; Phaeophyceae; Ectocarpales; Ectocarpaceae. The record is from the annotation of a GenBank genome assembly.
CUCCACCGCCACCAUCGUUCAUCAUGGCGUCGUCUCUCAGAAGGCAGGUGGACGCCUUGCGGCAUGCCUCCUCCGGCACCUCGUCCGGGUACAUCCAGAGGAAGAAGGGCAAGCCGUCCCUGCUACUCACGCCUGAUCAGGCGGCCGAAGUGGACCUGUCGUCCGUUAGGGAGACUGCCGUGAUGGGGCUUCAGCGAUUGGAGGCCGUGGACCAAGACUUUUCCCCUUUCCAGGACACUCUGUUCAGCAAGGAAGCGGAGGGUACGCUGCGCGACCUGCAGACCAAGGAGUCGAAUGAGCGCAUCGACAAGAGCAUCUCGGCGUUCCUGGCCCUGCUGUCCCCUCACUUCUCCUGCCGAGAGGCGCAUUUCUGCCUCGAGUACCUGAUCCGGCACUACAAGGUCUACCAGUACAACGUCGACGCCGUCGUGGAGUGCUGCCUGCCGUGGCACGACACCGUGGCCUUUGCGCGGAUGGUUCAGCUGCUCAGCCUCAAGGGGUCGAGAUGGGAGUUCCUGACUCCCGUUCAGAAGACCGGAUCUCCGCUACCCCGGGAAGCCAUUGCCCGGAGAUGUGCACGAGACUUCGGCCUCCUCCGUUUCCUCUGCGUGUCGGCGCGCCGGUCUGCAGCCCGUGCCGCGUCCUGUUCGGUGUCGGCGGCGCAAUCAGCGUCGACGUCGUCUGUCAGCGCGGCCACGGCAGCCGGCAGGGCGAAGCUUUUCUCGUUUUACGCGGCGACCGUGGUUGAGGCUUUGGCGUCCCUGGGCACGACCUCCGAUCCUUUGCUCCGAGCGUUGGUGCCCACUGUUGUGCACGGGCUGUCUGCUACCAAGUCCCCCGAGUAUCAGGUGGGUGGUGGCGGCGCGGCCGAGGCAAUAGAUGUUUUUAUUUUCUUGCAAGUGUCCGGCUCACAGCUAUGCGAGCGUGCCGUCUACGUGCAGCACCUCCCUGACCGAGAUAGCCGGCACGGAGAGUCCCUGACGAGGCUCUGCACCUACCCGUACUGGCCUCCGCACUCGCUUCCACGUCUCAUUAGGAGACUUGUGGACCGCGUCAUCAGGUCGUUCUUGGCCUUGACUCUGGAAGGCGCCGAACAUGAGGCCGCCAUGGAAGAAGACGACGCACCGCAAAAGAGCCGCCGAUCUGCCGCGAUGAAGACCGAGAGCCAGGCCGUGUUGCGGGUACUCAGCCAGCGUUACCCCGAUGAUGUGGAUGCCGCCGUGGCGAAGAUCAGCCGUAGCGUUGCUAAGGCCAAGGUGGCUACGGCCAAAGCGGCUGUGCAAGAAGAUGACCAGGGAACCGAUGCCGUUGGGACCGUGACGGCCAAGCGUGAGGCUCAUUUGAAGGAGGAGGCGUUGUCGUCUCUGUUGGUCUCAACGUUCGCCGGUGCACAGCUUGCUCCGCAUUUGCCGCUGCAGCAACAGGAGCAGGAUGUAGCAACUGUGGGCGAGGAAGGCCGUGAAGAUGAUGCUGUUCAUGGGUCACUAAUUGUGGCUCUUGAGCACUCGUCCGCCACUGUGCGAGCCCGAGCCGUCGAACAAUUGUCUCGCGCAUUGUCGAGCUCGGUGGCGAGUGAUGGGGCGCCGGCCGGAGAAUCAGCAUCAACGUCCGCCGGGGCUGUCGAAGACCUAUCGCCGGUCCUUCUCAGGCGGCUGCAUGACGAGGACCCCGACGUCGUCCUCGCUAUCACCGAAAGCGAUACCCUUGUUCAACAAGUUCUUCUCCGUCCUCGUUCUUCUUCUCCCAUGGCGGACGAUUCCACUGGUAUCGAUGGUGUCGGCGGCGCGGACGAUUCGGAUGGAGUUGAUCGAGCCGUCGUGGUUGCGUCGGCCGCGAUGACUGCCGCGGGUCCGUGGUUGUCGGCUAUCUCGGAGGCGAGGCCGAAGCGCCCCGUAGCUUCGGCAGGUAGGGUGUUGUGCGGCCUCGUCCGCCUCGCGGCCGCUGCGUAUUCUGCGUGUGAAAGAGUGUCUGCGGGGGUCGAACAGGCCAGGGAUUCCGCGAUGUCGCUGCUGCUGGAGUGUCUGCCGGGCCCGCACGCGACCGCCCGCGUGAAGUCGGCGCAGCGACAGGCGGUGUGUGCAGAUGGUCGCGGGGACCUUGCUACCGAGGAGGGUGCGACGGACCCGGCCGCCGCCACAGCCACCGGAAAAGCUUGCAAAAAGGCCUCGAGAGCGGUCGGUCGCGCGGCGAUAAAGGCCGUCAGCAGGUUGGGUGUUGGCGUGAAGGGCGAGGCCUUGGCCGGUCUCUUCGCCGUUGUCAAGAAGGUUUUGGAGAAGCCCGACAACGAAGGAAGCGGCAAGGGUUCGGCCGCCAAAAACCCCGGCAAGGACAAGGACAAGAGGAAAAAGUCGGGUGACGAGGUCGACCUUGAGGCGGAAGGGGUCAAGUCUAAGGGCCUUAAGGUAAUGGGGGAGGAGGUUUGCGAUGCUCUGGCGGCCGCCAUUGUGGGUCCAGGCGAUCUGGACAGCAAAAACCGUCAGUUGCAGGCCCUUCGAGAGACCUGUGGUGCCGGUGGUCGCUGGCUCAUUCUGGAGUGCACCUACCGCGCGCUGAACCUCGCGUCUGCCAGCUCUAGCAGUGGCAGCAACGCCAAGGCUCGAGUGGCGGCUACAGCAGCAGCGUCCAGCCUCUCCUCGCUGCUGGCCUCUCUGGCGACGUCCGAGCUUGGCCUCCGCCCUCACCUCCUUACUGCCGGUCCGGACGGAGAUGAUGCCAAGCGCGUGGGCGCGGUCGGCGCCGCGGACCUCUUGCGGUACCUCCGAGCCUGCGCCGAGCACCUGCCCCGUCCGGAGCGAUCGUCGUCACUCUUUGCCGAGGACCACGUGGCGGCGUCAGCGGCCACUGCGUGCGUGGGCGGGAAUGGUGCGACGUCCGUUGGCGGGGAUGGUGUUGCAGUUACUUCGGCCCCGCUUCUCGGCGACGUGCUGGUGUCGGUUCUGACGGCAACAGCCGAGGGUGGCAGGAAAGGUGGGGCCACCGCGGUGUGGGAGGCCGUGAGCUCCGUAGUGCUGAACGGGUACGAGCGGCGGCCACUGCCCGCCCUCGCCGCCGUUGCGAUAGACGGCGUUACCGUGGCCGCAAGACGGGGUCGUGGAGUUGCAGGGCGACAGCAGCCGAGACGUGGCGGAGGGGUUGACGAAGCGAAGGUGUUCGCCGCCGCCCGUGCGCUCUGCGUCGCCGCGACGUUCGUGAUAGCUGCGGCGAAGGCGGUGGCUGGUGGGGACACGGUCGAGGACAAGGAGUCGUCGAAGGCGGCGGAGAGAGACAUCGUGGCCGUCUUCCCCGCCGCGGUGCUUGCUAUCGCGUCGCAUGAUGAGAGUAAGUGCGAAAAUGUAAACAUUGCUUCAGGGUUGCCAGCGACCAUGUUCCAAAGUGACAAUGCGAUGCAAAUUUCCCGUCGUGGUUUUGCCUCAUGUUUUCUUCGUGGCGAAAAAAAAAAGGGCCUUCGAGAUAGCGGCCUUUUGUUCAUCACCACCGUGUCUGCACACGGCCAUGCUCUCAGCGCUGAGUCGGCCAGAAGCAGCAGUGGUGCGUCUUCAAGAGGGGCCAAGAAAAGCAAGCCCACCCCCUCCCCCGGUCCGGAGGUCAAAGAUUCCGAGUUCUUGCCAUUGGGUCAGGUGGGGCAUGGUGCGGCCCAGCCGUCACCUCUUAACGCGCCCUCGUUGUGUAGCCUCGUUGAGCUUGCGUCGGCGCUUGCCGGGAAGAGCCGCGAGUCCGCGCUCGAUGCCGGGGAGCUGACCCGACAUCUUGCCACCGUUUUGGGAGAAGCUGCCGGUGGUGGCUGGCAGGAAGAUGUCUUGCGGUACCUUGUGGCAUGGGCAGCCAGGCUCGGGUGGAGAGAUCCUACCGCCUCUAUGUUCCUGCUGGAGUGUUUUGUGUGGGCGAAGACACCAAUGAGGGAGUGCUGCUUGCCGCUUCUGCGCUGCCUCUUAGACUCGGAGCAGGCCCGAAACCACCCGAACAAUGAACAUCUCCUGAAGAUCCUCCUUACAGUCACGCUCAACCCUUCCGUCGGCGACGCAGCUGUGGUGGCGGUGGCAGCGAGUGAUCGGGAAGGGAGCAGCAGAAAUACCAAGAGUCCCAAUAAAACGCGCGGGAGCAAGGGCAAGUCCGAGGACAAGGCAAGCGCCGCCGAAGAUUCUCCGGCAUCCGCAUCGUCGACCAUAUUCCCCAGCGUCGAUGCGGAACAGCUAAUGCAUAGGGCGCUGAGGACUCCCGGGCCCGCGCAAAGUCAUGCCCUGCACUGCCUGUGUGCAACCUCUGUUUCGAGCGUUGGCGCCGGGGCCCAACCAGUCGGGGGAGACGAAUCCACCCGCCAGAGGCGUGAUCUGGUUGUUGUCCUCGUGGAGGCCGGUCUCGCCGGUGCCGACGGGAGUCUAGUGGCUGCGGCGGCGCGGGCUUUGCCCUGCCUGCCGGGCGAUAUCGCGGCUCUUCUUGCUGGCUUGUCACCUCUCUCAGGUGCCGGUGCUGGAGCUGCGACCCCUUCCAAGCAACACAAAAAGAAACAAUCAGCAACGAUCAAGGCCGAUGCCGCAACCACCGAGACGGGCUGGGUGUUUACCCUCGGAGGACUGGUCGAGCUAGCCCAGGCCCUCUGCGGCGCUUCGUCGUCUUCGUCUUCGGUGCCGCACCAACAGCAACAAUCACAAUCACAAUCAGUAUCCCAUCCAACCAAGGGUGCAGCUACCGCCGGGGGGACGACCAGCGCUGAAGGCUGGGGCUGGGCAGGCCCUCUGGCGAUCGCGCGCCCGCUUUUCGAUGUCUUGCUCUCGCUACUCGCCGUCGUGACCAAGGGAGCGGCAGAGGAAGAAGGGUCGUCCUCUACAGCAGUAUCGAGGGGCGACGUUGUCGAUGCCGCUGAGUACGGGCUCUGGUUAACGAUGGACGUUUUGGGGAGCGUGCUGCGGCGGUGGGGCAAGGGCGGCGUCGGCGGCGGUGGCGGCAGCGCGGCCGCGGAGAAGCUGUACGACGGGUGCCGCGCCGGGGAAGAUGCAGAGACGGUGUUGACUUGCGUCAGCGAGAACCCUAGUCCACAGACCAGAAAUAGCGCUCUGGCUCUCCUGUCGAGAAUGGCCACGCUCUUCCCGGCUCAGAUGACAUCAAGACUCCGCUCCCUCUUGGACGCUGUGUGUGCUGGCGCCGCGGGUGGCAAGGGCCUGUCGAGUGGAGAAGGUGGUGGUGGUGCCCGCGCUGCGCUGCGGCAAACUCAGAAGGCGGUGCAGAGUGUAGUGCCUGCGCUGAAGGCGCACGGCUUCGAGGCCGGCGUUGGUGCCCACUUUGUCGUUCAGGUGUUCGUGGAAGCGCUCGAUGACGCCCCCGCCCAUGCGCGGCGAGCUCUCUUUUCGACGCUCGUCGACUCCCUCGGAGAGGAGUCGCUUCCCAUCAUGUCGGCCCUGUUGCUGCGGAGAGCGGUCUCGUUCGAUGGCCCGGAUGCUGAUGGCAAGUCGGCGGACGGGGAGACGACGUCGGCUCUGAUUGAGUUCGUCCACCAGACCAUCCACCGCUUUAGAGCACCCGGACAAGUGAAAACGCUGGUAGGCCUGGUCCAAGCCUGCCACAGGCUGUCCGUGAGAGCCGCAGAACGUUCCGGGAGCAUCUCCGGACAGGCUCUCGACGAAGCCGUGGAGUGCUUCGUCGAAGAUUCCGCCGCCGACGAGAAAGGGGGAGAUCAAUUUAAGACGGACUAUCUGCAGCUUCCUCUGGCACAGCAGGAACCAGCACGAGAUAAGAAGGCUUCGAGCCCCGCCUUCAUGACUAUGGACCUCCGAGCCUUGUGCGAGGAAGACAGCAAACAUGAUGCCGAGAAGGAGGAAGGAAUGACGGGAAUAUUCCUGGAAUUGGUGCUGUCGUUCGUGCGGGAACACUUGGUGUCGAGGCCCCUGGUGAUGGCGGUCGCUGCGGCGGCCGAGCGCGGAGCCGAUGGGAAAGGCUUGAGCGAGGACGAAGGGAUUCAGGAAGGGUUUCUCCUCCUGUGCGAGGAGCUGUUGCUGUUUCUCCGAACUCUGUCGGUCUGCGGUCGGGCUUCUUCAACCGGUAGUGGAGACGAGCCUGCGUGGUCAUCUCUUCAGAGCCUAGUCUAUGCUGUGUUUGAGACACUGCAGUCUCUGCUGUCGGUCCCGUCUUUCGUUGCAGUCACGCAGGAGCUCCUUCAGCACCAGGACCCCCACCUGAGGCGGAAAGCCCUGCGGAUGUUCACACGUCGCCUAGAUCCGGCCGAAGGGGGGGGGAACAGGGGCGCCCCGCGGCUGUCCCCGGGUGAAGAGCGCCUGUUCGUGGAAAUGGUGCCCUCCUUGAGGCUAGUGGCCAUGGGCAAGAGGUCUGUCGGCGGGCCAGGAGAAGACGAUGGUGACAUAGGAGGAAGAAUCGAAGAGGUCAUGGGGCCGUCUUCUCACCCGGAAGGAGGAGGAGGACCCGAUGCUAUGGACCAAGAUAGUGACCUAGACGGCAUUAAGGAGACCGCCGUCAACCGUCAGACGGCGCUGCUGAGCCUGGACGUGCUUGCCCGCGUGCUUGGAAGGCGGCACCAAGGAGCGUUUGAGGGCGUCCUCGGUGACGCGACUGAGAUCGUGGCUGGGGUGGGGCCUGGCGCUCUGCCUGGCUCCGAUGGGAUCCUUCCUCUUCGCGCGAGCGCCUUUCUUCUGGUGGCUACACUAUGCGCCGUCCUGGGCGUCCGGGCCUUCCCCCGCCUGCCGCGUUUCUUCCCCGCGAUGCUCGAAGCCCUCGAGUUUCAGAGGCCCUCAACAGCGGCCGUCACGGAGGACGCUGCGGGCGUCGGAGGUCGCGGUGGGGGAAGAAGCCUUCUCUGGACGAGUGCCCUGUCGGCGGUGGCCACCGUCGCCGCUGGUCUACCGUCCUUCCUGAGCCCGUACCUCGGGAGAAUCUUGGCUGUCGCCUUGCGGGCUGCCUCGGCUGGUGCUGGUGCAAGUCACGGUACUUCUGCCGCGGGUAGUAAGCUGGCUGCAGACCGAGUGCUGUCGCUGCUCGCGACGGGGGUCGAGGCGAGGUUGUUAGUUCCGGUGGUGUGCGGGGCUUACGCCGGCUGCGUGGAGAACGUCAAGGCGGGGGAGGAGGAGGGAGUGGGAGCCGCGGGGAGGUCGAUAGCUCGGCUCUUGGCCUACGUCCAAGAGAUCGUGGCGGGGCUGGAGAAAGAGGCAGCGUCCGCGGCUCUACCACAGUUCACGCGCUUGUUGACCCAAGCGCUCGACUUCCGAAGACGGCACGCGUGUGGAUCGACUCCCCAAGUUCGGGAAAGCGCCGCACUAGUUGAAACCGAGGCGUCCUCGGCCCUGGUUGGCCUGGUGAUGAGGCUGAGCGAGGUGGAGCUGAGGCCACUGUUUUUGCACCUUUGCCAGUGGAAGGCCGGUGUUUCAUCGGGAGAAGGCGACCUCAAGGCAACUCUGGGGGCGCUGGACCGACGGCUUUCGUUCUACCGAGUACUCGAUGGCCUUGCCGGGGCGUUGAAGAGUAUUUUCACGCCGUAUUUUUCACAUGUCCUCACGGACUGUUGCGACGAUAUGGAAGCUGCCAGCCUCCUGACGAGUGUCGCAGCCAGCGGCUCUCCUGCUGCGAAGAAGCGAAAGCGCGCUAGGGAGGAAGCCUCCAGCAAGAGAAAGCGCCGCAAGACUCUGUCCUCAGGCGAUGCAUCAGAUUCGGACGAACAGAGUGGCGAAGGCGACGGAGAGGAAGAGGAUACUCCAGAGCUACGGUGGCGACGGUCGGCCGCGUCGCGCCUCGUUCUCUCGGCCCUCCGUCGCUGCUUCCAGUCGGACCGAUCGGGCUUCGUCAACAAGGCCCGCUUCGAGCUGGUGCUGCCUGCCGUGGUGGCCCAGCUGGAAUGCGGCUCUGAUUUCUCCGCUGCCGCCACGGGAAGAGGGACGGAGGACGAAGUGUCGUCCUGUCGGCUUCACGCGGAAGAGUUGGUGGGGCCAUGUUUGGCUCAGUUAGCGUCGGCGUCAGGCAAGGACGCGCUGUGGAAGGCCCUGGCGAACGCCGUGCUGAUGAAAACGAGGUCGAGGAGGGCGGGCGUGAGGGUGGCGGCGUUGGUGUCGUUGCGGCAGUGCUUCGAGGUGGUCGGGGAGGAGUUUCUGGCCCUGCUGCCGGAGUGCUUGCCAUUCCUGAGUGAGCUACUGGAGGACGGUCAUCCGGAAGUGGAGAGCGAGUGCCGCGCUUUGGUGAAGUACAUCGAAGGAGUCUUGGGGGAAUCCGUCGAGAGCUACCUGGUUUAGAUCUACGUAUCUCUGGUGCUAUCCGUUCGAUGACCAGUAUCCAAUACAACGAUCCAGCACAAGAUAGCACGUGGAGGAUUGACUUGGCUUGUGAGAGACGAGUAAAGCAAGCACGUCAGCGCUGGAUCGGUGUGUUGUUUGUUCCGGAAAUAUUCGAUGUACCACCAUGUGUGACUUUUCUAGAUAUCAUGAGGUCUUGUGUCGCGAAGUCUGUAUAUAUGCAAAUGUCCUACUUGUGGUGGUGUCGAUCUGUACGUGUACAUAUACCCGUUGGAGGUUUGUUGGAAGCGGGUCAAAUGUUGAUGUUGGUGAGGAAUCCGACAUACACCCAAUGAUCAGCGAUGUCUGUUGUGCUUAGGAAAGAGCGUUGGACUAAACCUGGUAGAUGUUGGAUAUUAUAAUAUCCAUUGUCCCCGGCUCGUGCAGAAAAAGACACGCUCUGGAAGCUGCGCCACCAACUGCUAAUCAGAUUGUAAAUGCGACGGCGUACGCAUGCUUGGUGAACCUGGCAUAUUUCACUGGUGAGCCAGGCAACCCGGUCGAAGCCUAUCGAAGAAGCACGACUAGAAGAUGCUCGGCUGUUGUCGAGCACCGUGUGCCCCUCGGAGUCUUGGUUCGCUACUGGAGGCAUAAUUGUUGAUGCGAGAUGACGUUGAAGUACAAGAUUUUAGUACACCGGUUUCAUGGGCUUUUGAUUUGAACCUUGAAUCUUCAGUGCGUUGGACCCCGUCGAGGCACGUGUGAGGAUGUGUGAUAUGCUGCAAGUAGUGGCCUUCGGUUUUGCACGACUAAGCAACGAGUGAGCCGUAUCGGUACGGCUGACACCAGUCUGCCUCA